AUGUUUAAGAAUUUGAAUUUUAUAUUCAAUUCUAAGGUCUUCAACUACCAAGAUUCUAAGAUCGUCCGUCUACCUCGAAAUGUUGUCUAUAAUACCAUAGCAGAUGUACCAAACUACCACAGAUUUCUACCUUGGUGCAAGGAAAGUGAAUGGGUAUCAGAUGUUCAUUCUAUCAAUGAUUCCAAGAAAAAAAUCGCAAGAAAUGCUAUUUUGACUGUACAUUUCGCACUUAUAAGGGAAUCUUAUGUAUCAAAAGUUAUAUUGGAGCCAGAAAAGGCAGUUCAGGCGAUCGCAGCUGAUAGUAUCCUAUUUGAAAGGCUCGAUACAAACUGGGAAAUGACAUGUAAAGAAGAUGUAACUCUGAUAAAUUUUUCAAUAUGUUACAAAUUCAACAACCCUUUCUACCAGCAUCUUUCCACAUCUUUUAACAGUAUUAUCGCAAACACAAUGCUAAGGCAUUUUAUAGAAGAAUGCCACUCCAGACAUAAACUAUUAUCCACAUACCCUUUUAUGAUGAAUAUGGAGAUGUAA
Messenger RNA from Theileria equi strain WA, 531 nucleotides. RefSeq lists its product as hypothetical. Gene Ontology annotation, molecular function: ubiquinone binding. Lineage: Eukaryota; Apicomplexa; Aconoidasida; Piroplasmida; Theileriidae. Gene Ontology annotation, biological process: cellular respiration; ubiquinone biosynthetic process. The record is from RefSeq and is a predicted model, not a curated record. The transcript is spliced from 3 exons. The coding region runs from base 1 to 531 and encodes 176 amino acids.